GUUUGAACAACCCGCCCGACCUAUAAACAGUAUACGUUCACACUCACUGAGCGUUGAUCUCAGGCAAUCGAUAUUCCCCCGAUUUUUAGUGGAAAACGAUUUUCCGAUACAAUCAUCAUGGCCAGCAAACGACUUGGCAGCAUGGCGUCCUCGGCCAGUGUGAUGCAGUCGACGGCUUCGAUUUCCAGCAGGGCGAAGAAAGCGAAAAAGGCGCGGCUGCCGACCUUUGACCUUUCGCUAAAUCAGAAGGUGGACAUCAAGAAGGCCUUCGAUCUGUUCGACACCCAGUGCACGGGCUUUAUCGAAACCAAGGAGCUUCGCGUGGCCAUUCGCGCCCUUGGCUUUGAGCCAAAGAAGGAGGAGAUCAAGCGCAUGAUGGACGAAAUCGACAAGGACAAGACGGGGAGGAUUGCCUUUAACGAUUUCCUGUACCUGAUGCGUCAGAAAAUGGCCGAGAAGGACUCCAACCAGGACAUGAUGAAGGCCUUCUCCUUUUUCGAUGACGAUCGCACCGGGAGCAUCUCCUUCGCCAACCUAAAACGCGUGGCCAAGGAGCUGGGCGAGCAACUCACCGACGAGGAACUGCAGGAGAUGAUCGAUGAGGCCGACCUGAAUGGCGAUGGCGAGGUUAGCAAGGAGGAGUUCCUCAACCUCAUCAGGAAAACCAAUUUGAUAUAGCCCAAAUCUUGUUUAAAUGUACCUCCCAAUUCCAUGAGGGAAACGACGUUGUUUCUAACCCAUAUAGACUUACUCAUUUCAGGCAGAAUACUUUUUUUUAACACCAUCCUCACUCACACACUCAGUAGAGUAUCUUGAAGAAGUUUGGAUAUGCUUCGGUUAAAUAAAGCAACGCACUGUAAAGGCA
Drosophila biarmipes is the source of this 865-nucleotide messenger RNA. RefSeq lists its product as uncharacterized. The coding region runs from base 118 to 678 and encodes 186 amino acids. Gene Ontology annotation, molecular function: calcium ion binding. Gene Ontology annotation, biological process: mitotic cell cycle; centriole replication. The record is from RefSeq and is a predicted model, not a curated record. Gene Ontology annotation, cellular component: centriole; centrosome. NCBI's taxonomy places the organism in Eukaryota, Metazoa, Arthropoda, Insecta, Diptera, Drosophilidae. The transcript has a single exon.